GUUGUCGUGUGAGAAGUAAUGGCCGACUUCAAGUAUUCGUCUUUCACUUAUUAUUUCUCCCUAACUUCAUGAUUGUUGUGUCUAGCAUUUGUUUGAACUGAAGUUCGUCUUUGGUCGUUAAUUUUAAAUUUUUAAUUUCCUCAUUUUUAUUCACUAAAAUAUUCGCUGUCAAAAAUCCUACAAGACAAGAUGUGAUCAUCACAAAUAUAUACUUAUUAAUUAAAUAUAUUAUUUUUCAUAUAUUUAUCUAUCCAGAUUAGUGAAAAAAAAAAAAAAAUAAAAAAAUACAUAUUUAUAUAUUUUAAUAAUGGGAUCAUCAGUUAUCAUGUGUCCGAUGUGCUGCAAUGAGAGUUUCAGUAAUUUGCGGUCAUUGAAAUAUCAUUUGUUGAGCAUGACUGAUAAUUUGUACUGUCCCGGAUGUUCUUUGAGGUCGGAUUCUGUUGAUGAUCUUAUCAGACAUUUAGAUAAAUGUGGUAACGAUGAUGAUGAUGGUGAUGAUGAUGAUCAUGAUCAUGGCAAUAGACAAAGUAAUAAUAAUAAUAAUGACGAUGAUGAAACUCCAACGGAGUCUAAUAAUUAUAAAGAUACUGAAAUGUUGAUGGAGACAAUUGUUGAAGAAAUAACUUUUUUAAACCCAGUUAACAAUCAAGAGAUGAUAAUAAGCGACGCCCGAACUUUGAAAGUCGAGGAAAACGGUGAUAUUAAAGUAAUAGAGUCCCUAGACAAGCCACUGAAAGGUGACAUCGACUCUCCAAAGACCAUAAGUACAUCAGACGUAGAUAUAGAACGCGAUGAUCCGGAUAAAGAUCCAGCGGAGUCAAAAGACUCACCAGUAAUUCGAAUCCCUGAAAGACUCAAUCAAAAUGAUAAUGAGAACGAAGACAAUGUUCUCGCAAUUUUACCAGAAGACUCAGCAGAGUUUUUGGACACUGAUCAGAAUUUGAUGGAGAUCCAGCACCAAGAAGGUGAAUUAAAUGAGGAAGAGUUGAUGAAAGUUAAACAAGAGAUCUGCGAGGUAAAAGAAGAAGAAGAGAUCGACUCGACGACUGUCUACAAUUGCAGCAGCUGUGGCGUGAGUUUUAACUCUGUGAUAGAUCACAUAAAAGAGUACCACGAGGGUCAGGAUGUCAUAGUCGAAGUAAACGGAGACAUGACUCAGACAGAAGAUCUUCCAGCAGAAGAAACGAUCGAGAACACAAAACAGGGUCUAGGUACUCGCAGUCACCAGCGUCAGAAAAUGAACACCCUCAGAACUGAAGAGUGUGUAGACAGCGAAGGCCGCAGGUACACAAGAAAAGUCGUGCAGAUCGAAAGAUUCUGGGACAAGAAAGACAAGUCAAUUAAUUCUGCAAAGAUGAUUGAGAAAUUUUUCGCCAACCCUGAAAAUGAACCGAAACCUCUCUCGCUGUCCAGCACCAAGACCAGGAAGAACGAGAUGCCCCAGAGAAUGUACCGGUGCAAUCAAUGCCUCGAACAGUUUUCGAAGCUAGGGGAGUUUCGUAACCACGCAUGCUGCAAUGGCUCGAAUCAGUGCGACAACUGCGACCAGGCUUUCGCGACAGUCAAAGCCUUGCAACUUCAUAUGAAAGUUCACGGGCCUGAUGCCUCGCCGACGAAGAAGAGUUUCGUGUGCAGGAUUUGCGGGACACAGUUCGCCUCGCACAAGAGUCUGAGGUUGCACUCACGGAUGCACGCCCCCGUCAGAGCGAGACAUGUCGAUGCUCCGGAGGGUAAACCUACUGCCAGCUUUACCUGCCUCGAAUGCGGUAAAACACUUUCAGUUUCGUAUCGCGAGGCUCACAUGUCGCUUCAUGCUGGGGACACGGCGACUUGCGGUAUCUGCAAUCGUAAAUUCGACUCCGCGGAAAGCUUAGCGAUGCAUGCUGCCGUACACCCGGAACUGGGUGUCGUCCAGGUGUCUAGUGGCCAGCAAGUAACUGAGCCAUCGUCGCCGACUUCGAACACGUCAGCGUCGACGACAGCAACAGCUGGGGUUGAUAAUGACCUCGAUCUGACUAAACCGUACCAGUGUCAACAUUGCGGUAGGAGAUUCACGCGUCCUCAUGAAAAAGUUAAGCACGAGCGAAUACAUACUGGAGAAAAACCACAUGUUUGUGAAGUUUGCGGGAAAAAGUUUCGCGUGUCGUACUGUCUAACUCUGCACAUGCGGACACACACAGGAGUUCGUCCUUAUCAUUGCCAGCACUGCAACAAAAGAUUUAAGGCAUCAUCGGUCUACAAUCAUCACUUGCUGACCCACGGCGAAGAGCGCGCGUACACGUGUCCCUACUGUCCAAAGACAUUUAAAACCCGGGUCCAACUUGCCGGGCACAAAAACAGCCACACAAAACCCUUCCGCUGCACCGAAUGCUCCCGACCAUUUGCGUCUCUCUACGCGGCCCGCGCCCACAUUCAAACUCAUAAGAAGGACAAUAAUUUGAAAUUCACCUGCCACAUCUGCGGAGCUUCUUACGGACGUGCCUUUGCAUUGAAAGAUCACCUGAAAAUUCACUCAUCUGAGGCAGACCCGAUCCUGCCACCGGAACCAGCUCGCGAGGAAGAAAUCCAAGAAGAUUUUCUUCUCAACGAAGAAGAAAUGCUCGAAGAAAUGUUAGAUACUUAAUUAAUUAAUUAUUAUAAAUAUCAAUAAUAAUUAAAAUUUUUGUUUUUUUUUUUAUUUAAUCAGUUACGUUGGGUUCGAUUAUUACUUUAAAUAAUUAUUAAGUUUAUUGUGAUACUUAAUAUUUAUUAAUUAAAAAAAAACUAAUUCAUGUUUCCUUA
Messenger RNA from Microplitis demolitor, 2781 nucleotides. RefSeq names its product zinc finger protein 595. The transcript is spliced from 7 exons. The coding region runs from base 308 to 2623 and encodes 771 amino acids. Gene Ontology annotation, molecular function: DNA-binding transcription factor activity; RNA polymerase II cis-regulatory region sequence-specific DNA binding. The record is from RefSeq and is a predicted model, not a curated record. Gene Ontology annotation, biological process: regulation of transcription by RNA polymerase II. NCBI's taxonomy places the organism in Eukaryota, Metazoa, Arthropoda, Insecta, Hymenoptera, Braconidae.